Molecule: messenger RNA, 1371 nt
Organism: Hibiscus syriacus
Lineage: Eukaryota; Viridiplantae; Streptophyta; Magnoliopsida; Malvales; Malvaceae
Product: phosphoribosylformylglycinamidine cyclo-ligase, chloroplastic/mitochondrial-like
Exons: 8
Coding region: 89-1276 (395 amino acids)
Biological process (GO): 'de novo' IMP biosynthetic process; adenine biosynthetic process
Cellular component (GO): cytosol
Molecular function (GO): phosphoribosylformylglycinamidine cyclo-ligase activity; phosphoribosylamine-glycine ligase activity
Source: RefSeq, a predicted model, not a curated record
AGCCCUCUUUUCACUCUCGGUCUUCUGUAUUGUUGAAAUUACUGUUCCUUCAUCCUACGCCACUUUCGCUUUUAUUCUUCCUUUUGCCAUGACCAAGACUGUGGCAGCUGCAAACGCUGAACUAUCUCGCUGCGUAGCGGCCUCUUCCAGACUCAUUCUCGAUAAGCCCACCAUUGCUGCUCAACCUCGUUUUGAAGUUCGACCAAACCGCUUGCCAAGGUUUCCGCUUCUUUCUUUAUCACUGAUAAAAAGAAAUAGCAGCCGCUUGCGGUCCAUGUCCAAGGACUCUGACGGGUCGGGUGGGCUAACUUAUAAGGAUGCCGGUGUUGACAUUGAUGCUGGGACUGAGCUGGUUAGAAGAAUCGCUAAGAUGGCUCCUGGUAUCGGUGGUUUUGGCGGCCUUUACCCACUCGGUGAUUCAUACCUUGUUGCUGGGACUGAUGGUGUGGGAACCAAGCUCAAGCUAGCAUUUGAGACUGGAAUCCAUGAAACUAUUGGGAUUGAUCUUGUUGCAAUGAGUGUCAAUGACAUUGUUACUUAUGGAGCAAAGCCAUUAUUCUUCCUUGACUAUUUUGCAACAAGUCACCUUGAUGUUGACCUUGCUGAAAAGGUUAUAAAAGGAAUUGUAGAUGGUUGUCAACAAUCUGACUGCGCUCUGUUGGGCGGAGAGACAGCAGAGAUGCCAGACUUUUAUGCAAAGGGCGAGUACGACCUUAGUGGCUUUGCAGUAGGCAUUGUCAAAAAGGAUUCAGUUAUAGAUGGGAAAAGCAUUGUAGCUGGAGAUGUACUAAUUGGCCUACCUUCUAGUGGAGUCCAUUCAAAUGGUUCCUCUCUUGUUAGAAGGGUUUUGGCUCGUAGUGGUCUUUCUUUAAAGGAUCGACUUCCUGGCGCAGCAGUCACAUUAGGUGAAGCAUUAAUGGCACCGACUGUUAUAUAUGUUAAGCAGGUGUUAGAUCUGAUCGGAAAGGGAGGGGUCAAGGGAGUGGCGCACAUCACAGGUGGUGGUUUUACUGACAAUAUACCCCGAGUGUUUCCAAAAGACCUUGGCGCUGUCAUCUAUAGCGGUUCUUGGAAUGUUCCGGCUGUGUUCAAAUGGAUACAACAGGCUGGAAAUAUUGAGGAUGCUGAGAUGAGGCGGACAUUUAACAUGGGCAUCGGCAUGGUUCUAGUUGUGAGUCAGGAAGCAUCGCAAAAAAUACUUGAAGAUGCAAAUGGUGCUUACACAGCUUACCGCAUUGGUGAAGUUAUGAAUGGAGAUGGUGUGACCUACCGCUAGAAACUGUGGGUUAAUUUGGAACAUGCGACAUUUAUUUCUCUUGUAACAUUCGACACAGUUAUUCAGUUGCAAUGUGGGAGUUUUUUAACUCGUAA